CCACUUAAAUUCACACAACUCACAGUGUUUGACUAGUGUUUAUUUUCGAGCAGUAGGCUAAAGCCUAUAAAAAAAAUUUUUUUCACAAGACACAUUUUUUUAUCUCCUUGUUGCCUUCGGAUAAAGUCGCAGUUGGUGGUUGUUGUUCUCCUUAAAGUAGCCUAACUUUAUUAUAUUUUUGUGUUUUUUAUAUCACACAUAGCCCACAUAUGUCUGCGAAAAUUGUGUUGUAGGCCUAUCAUCUGUUUUGCAAAAAUGAUUAAAAUCGACGUUUUAACAGAUUGAAGACGCAUUGCUCAGGUCGAUGCUGAUUAAACGGAAUAUCCGUGGAUUUAUCAUUUAAAUCACAGUAGUAUAUCUUAAUACUAUUUUAAACUAAGGUCCGGGAGGUCAACCGCGUCGAUAAGGUGGAUAUAAAAUGAGGUUUUAGUUUUUUCAAACAGCGGGACUGAAGUGUUUACGGGUUGGGUUUUGAGGUCUUUCGUCGGGCAGCACCCAUGUCCAAAUGCGAAGUAGCCCGGACUAAAUUCGCAUCUCCGGGCAACAAAACACCACUAACCCUGCUGAUUAAUGAUGCAGGCUUUUGCAACCCUAUUUAUUUUUAACCCGUUUGAAAUUUAUAUUUGAUGCGCCUCCAGUAUUUAUGGUGUAGGCUAGCCUAUUGGUUUACAGGGCGACUCGGCCCAUAGCCUACAUUGCUGGUUUACGGUUUAGGAAACAGCUGGGUAAUCGGAAAAGGUUGAAUAGGUUGUUAAAAUUUGACCGUAUGCGUUUCCAUCGCAUAAUCGCUUGAGUGUUUUCAUGGCCGGGGCAGAGCAGCUGGCCGCCCCUCUCCUGGUUGUGUUUCCCUGGGAAGCGGAGCCCCGGAGCGGCUGCCUGCUCGCUGUGUAGUGGGGGCGGAGUGCUGCUAGUCCGCUCAAAUAGAUCAUAAUAUUGUCGAUAUAAGUUAAAUCUGCAUUAAGACCUGCAGCUGAGAUCCACCAGGAGCAACUCAUGCGGUCACAGCCUACUGUCGACCAGCUUAAUCAACGUUUAGUUUUUGAAGUGGUUUUCCAAACUGCGUCAUUGCACAUAUGGACCGCCUGUUCGCUGGAAAGAGGAUAAAUCCUAAAACUCUCAAUUCUCAACAGUUUGUUCAGUGUGCCCACAGAUUAUAUAUCAAGCGAAUGUUUUCUUGUUGUAUUUUAUAGGUCAGCAGCAUGGCUGAAAAGGAGCCCGAAUCGCCUGGAAAACUAAAGGCAUUAUUAUAGCCAGAAUUGGCUUUUUCGGAAUAGGGGGCCUAUCCGAACGGACUAUUUCUUUUCACAACUUUCCCCUCUGUGGAUAAUGGAUGGCAGAGAUUUUGGACCUCCCCGAUCCGUCCACGUACCACCUCCGUUGUUGGCGGGACUCGCAAUGGAGUCUCACCGACUCGGAGCAGCAGCAGCAGCCAGGAGGAUCCCUCCCUCGCCCGGUCACUUGGGUGCGAGUCAUCCGCCGCCUCUCCACUCCGGGAAAUUCUUGCCAUCGGCCAUUAACCUACAUCCACACCACAGCGAUGCCUACGCAACAGGCUCCAGUCCCUUCCUGUCAGGUUAUCCUGGCCACUCCCCCUUGACCUCUGAACCUGCGUACAGAUCGGCCAAUCCCAGCGGUCUGCAGAUGGCUCAGCUCUGGGCAUCACACGCUCACGAAGGCUACCCUCCUCUGCCAAGCAGCCUGUACUCCAGCCCCUACCUGUCCCUGGGGCACCUGGAUUCUCCCUCGCUCUCCCAGCACCCUCUCUACGACUCGCAUAAAGAGGGCUUUUACCUGCCAGCCUCCUUGAGCCAGUUGCCUCUCCACCCUCCGUCUGCUCCUCCGACCGUCCCGUCCAGCUCCACGCCCCCCCAGAGGACGUCCCGAGAUGGGGGUCGGGACCGGCCUUACCGGGGAGAGAGGGAGAGAGAGCGGUCAAGAGAGGAGCAGAGGCCGCACAGUGUGGUGGACCUGACGCAGGACGGGAGGAGCGUGGAGGACCGCAGGGCGAGGAGCGGCGACCGGGAACGAGAGAAAGAAAGGGACCGGGACACGGAGAGAGACCGAGAUAGUUGGCCCUUCCACCCUCACCACCAGCAGCAGCAGCAGCAGAAGUCACACUCCCAGCCUUCCACAGUGGAGCCCAGAUCCAGGCGGUCACCUCCACAGCACUCCUUCCCUUCGGGUGGGGGUGGGAGGUUUCAUGGACCAGAGAUGGACAGAGGGGGUCCGGACGAAGAGGGGGCCUCUCGACCCCACCAUAACCAUAACUCUAACGCUAACUCGAAUAACUCAAACUCCCACUCAGACAGACAAAGGAGGAAUGACUCUGUAGCUACGUCAGCUGGGACCCUCCACAUCUCCUACGCCCUUCCUCCAGCGUUUCAGCCCUCCGGCGCUGGCCCGCCCCAACCCUCCACACCCAGAGAGUCCACGAGAGAGCAGCGAGUCAGCGCACCGACAUAUGUGCCUUCUGUGGAGGUUUACGAUGAGCGGGUCGGGCCCAUCCAGAUUGCCUCGCAGGCCCGCGACAACAAACACGGUGACAAACACAGAGACAGAGAGAGGGAACGAGACAGAGAGCGAGACAGAGACCGUGAACGGGAGAGAAACCUGGAGAGGGAGAGCUACAGGUUUCCUGAGAGGAGCCCGAUGGAGCAUCCUCGACUCUCCCAGUCUGGCGAUUCAGGCAAUCAGAGAGAGGAAGGUUCGGUCAUUUGUUCAAACGGUUCCAUCGGUAAACGAGGUCAGGACGUGUCUUACUCCUCCAGUCAAUCAAGGUUCAGCCCGGAAACCAGGGACAUCUCUAAACACUCAAUCCAAGUGGGCAUAGAGCGGGCAGGGGCGGAGCCUAAGUGGAAUACCAUCAGCCCUUUAGCCAACUAUGCCACGAGUCACAUGGCUGCCCUAGCAGCCCAACACGGACACACGCUCGCCUCCCCCCACAGCCAGCCGACACAUGCACAAAUGCCCCAUUCCCCUCACACAACUCAUCGGCCCAGCAACAACCCACACUCCGCCCACAGCCAUUCCCCGCAGAAUCACCCCUCCCAACACGGACACGGGCGUGCAGUUGAGGAGGGGAGUCAGAGACGCUACCUGGACCCAUCGGCGCUCUACCGACCUGGGGGGUCAUUGGCAGGAGAGCGGGGUGGGUCAUCAGGGUCGGAUCCCACAGAGGUUUCAGCCAUGCAGAGUCUGAUUAAAUACAGUGGGAACUUUGCUGCUGAAGGUCCGGGUUCCUCUAGGAACGCUGCGGAUGGCAGAGGGCCCUUUGGGGGUCUGGCUCACGUUGGUAUGGAAGCCGAGAGGGAGAGGGAGAGGGAGAAAGAAAGAGAGAGGGAAAAAGAUAGAGAGCGGGAAAGGGAGAGAGACAGGGAAAGGGUAUCGGUUGGAUCUGGUGGUUCAGGGGCGUUGAGAAUGCCUCCCCAGCUGAAGAGAGAGCAGGAGCGGCCGGACAGCGCCCGCUCGUUUGGCCGGGAGGCGGAGGGGGAGGUGCGCCACCCUCCGGUUGGCAUCGCUGUGGCUGUGGCCCGGCAAAGAGACAGUGGAAGCACCAGUAAACAGACCAGUGGACCCUCAGACACACAGAGAACCCUGCUGCAAACAGUUAUUAAAGAUGAGGAGCGAGGGGAGGAGCGGGGUCGUCACCAUGACGACCGUCUGCUGGCUGGCAGGCUGGAGCGCGAGCAGGAGAAAGUGCUCAGAGAGUCCAAGGAGCUGGCAGAGUUUACGCAGAUGCACCCUACCCCGCUGUCUAGCAGCUUGACACCCAGCCUCAUGACCCCCAACCUUAUGGUGACAGGAGGGGCGGGACGAUGGCCUCCCGACCCCUCAACUCUGACCUCUCACCCCUGGAUGCCCCGACCUGGAGCCCCCCCAGUUUGGCUCUCCAGCUCCCCAUACAGCCUGGGUCCUUCCUCACUCCACCAGACCCUCCCCCCAGGCUACCCACAGUCUCUGCCAGGCUCCAUACCCCAUCCAUACCAGUUUGCCAGAGACCCACAGUCUGGACAGCUAAUAGUCAUCCCCACUGAACACCUGCCACACUACGGAGGUGACGUGCUGGAGCGCGGAGCCCCGGUGUGGUCGGGGGUGUACGGUACAGGCAGCUCGCUGCAGCACGCAGCCCAGCUCCAGCUCCUCUCCCAGCAGCAGAUGCUCCGGCAACAGGAGCUGCUCAUGAUCCAGCAGCACACAGCGCAGGUCCUGGAGCUGCAGAGGAACGCACAGCUCGUCGAGCGUUUAAAGGCCAGCGAACACCGGCCGGAGAUGCAAGACAAAGCAGACAAGCGAAACGCCCACCCCAAACCCCGCCCCUCCUCAGUAUCUUCUCCUUCUCCCUCACCCAUCCUGCACCCCCGCAAACCUCCCCCUCCCUCUCGCACGCCAACUCCGUGUACUUCCUCCCUCACCCCGCUGCCUCCGCUCCCCUCCCCGGUGACCACCCUCAAGUCAGAGGAAGGUGGGCAGAGAGCGUUGUCUCACCCGCCCACGCCCCUGCCUCACCCGCCUUCCCCCUGCUCAGCCUCUCCGCCCCCGUCUUCACCGCGGCGGCCUAAACUAGAGGCGGCCGAGGAGGGGGAGAUGGGACGGAGGGGGCAGAGAGAAGGACAGAAGCCGACCUCUGCGCCCUUUCAAGGCAUCUACUCUGAUCUCCCUCCUGGUUACCCUUACCAGUCAAUCACUGCCCCAUUUGGCUCACCUUUCCCCCCUUAUCACAUCCCAGCACCCACAGUGGCAAACACCGAAGUAGUCCCACCUCACCGCUCCCGCUCUCCUGCCUCUCCUGCCUCUCCUGCCCCUUCGCCCUCAGCACACCUCCAUUCAAGGCUGCUGGAAGCCAGCAUCAAGCCACAGAAACUAGAGCCGUCAAAGACAGGAUCUUUUCUCAAGCAGGAACCAGGUCUGGAGCAGCCUGCACUUGACAUGACGACAGAACCUCUGGGUCCCGUUCGCCGGAGCUGCAGCCCUGUGCUUGCCAGCCAGGACAGAGAGGAAGACGGGGAAGUCCCGAAGCCCCAGCCUCGACCGCUACCUCUGCUUGUCCCCAGCCCUCCACCGCUACAGGGUGAAAGAGGGGAAGAAGUCAGGGAGGAAGACCAGGAAGGGGGGCAAAUCAAAAUGGAGGUGUCAUCUUACUCCUGUCAGGCAGCAUAUGCCCUGCCUCCUCCACUCACAGAGACUGAGCCUAAACCCGAGGUCAUGAAGGAUCCCGAAUGGUAUCCACCGUGCAUCGUUGCAGAUUCAGACAGCCAGGAGUCGGCUCCGAUGCGCGCGUCACUAGAACAAAUCGCCAGCGCAGCGUGUGAACAAGAACAGCCGGACACUCCGAUCAACUCGCACAGUCCCAGUCAGAAAGAAAGUGUCACUGAAGCUCCUGCUUUUCCUCCUCCCACCUCCAACUCGCCCCUCCCGCUGGUCAUCGGUCCUGAGGAUCCCAUGGCGGGGAUGUUCGCUCUGCUGGCAGCCAGUGAGAUGGCCCAGGCCCGCCCGAGCACCCCACCCGCCCCGACGCUUACGCUGCAUACAGAAAACCCUCCCGUGGGUGCAGACUGCAGCAGCGCCGGGGCUCUGGAGAUGGUGGCGCUGGAGGGGAUGGCCCUGCUUAGCCAAAUGGCCCAGCGAGAGAUGGAGCACAUCAGCAUGGAGCAAGAUCUGACAUUAGAGGGUCUGGACUGUCUUCUUGAAGCAAGCAGACAGAUUUUGUUGGAGGCCAUCGAGAAACAGUCCCACAUCGAUCUGCCCAGAACGCUGGACCCCACCAAGAAGUACAGCUGGAGGCAGAGGAAGGAAGAGCCGCUGUACAGUAAAAUGUCCCUGGACGUGUUGGACGCGGUGGAAGUGGAGUACCGUGUCCACCUGGCCGAGCUGCAGAAGACGUAUAAGGAGAAGCAGAGAGAUUUGAGCAAGCUGCAGAGACGCAGAGACAAGCGUGAGCGGCAGCAGCAGGAGGACGAGAGGCGGAGUCUGACCAGACGGGGCAGAGGACGACCCAGGAAGAGGAAACACUUGGCUACACCUCCCAAACUGGACUGCAGGCCUGGAAAGGUGGGUAGGACAGUGCAAUACUCUGAGGACUCUGAAGCUGGGGAGGGACAGAGGAAGCGGUUUCGGGUGUCCAGAGAAGACGAGGAGACGGAGGCAGGAAGUGGAGGAGGAAAGGUGAAAAAGAAGAAAAAGAAGAAGAAGAGCUGGAAUGACCAGGAGCCGUCCACCAGUCAUGCUCUGGAGGUGUUGAAGGCGAAGCGCGGCCAUGUGUGUGAGCAGGAGCAGCUGGCGUCGGACCUCGACCGAGCGCUUUCGCUGACGCAGCUCGGCGCAUCGCGCAAACUCACCUCCAACUCCACAUCAGACAAGUCGAAGGGCAAGUCUGCGGAAAGUCGGACGAAGGAGCGCAGCGUCCACCCAUCCGCCAAAACGGGGAAACCCAAGAUGCCCGCCAAGGCUUCUGCUUCGGAGACCGUCCGAAAAGUGAAAGGUCAGAAGAAGAUCACUUUGUUCUCUACCAUGAGAUCAGAGCUCAGCAGCGGCUCAAACAACUCCGAUUCAGAGGAGCACAAUUCUGCUCGAGGGGGCUGGCCCUCUCUCUCAGGGACGCGUUCCCACGGCGACCUGGCCACGAAGGGGCAGUCCGCAUCCUCGCCGACGUCCCUGCUGUCCAGCGAGAAGCCUCCGAAGAAGAAACACAAGCACUUAUCCCUGCUGCUGGAGGAAGCGGGCCUCAGCUCCUCCGACGACUCCUUCGACCAAGAAACCUCCGAGGACGACUACGAGAACGAGUCCGAUUCGGACGACGAUGGCGGCUGUGAGGAGAGCGGACUGGGUCUGCUGGCCAGGUUUGCGGCGAGCGCGCUCCCCGUCAGCUCCACCCCAUUGAGCCUUGUCCAUGAUGAACGCCGCAGCAGGCAAAGCACUCUGGGGUCAUCAGAGUGUGAGUGGUCAGACUCUGGCUCGGACAUACGACUCAGGAAGUUCCCCUCUCUGCUGCACGGCAAACGCUCCGCCCCAGAGCUCCCCCUGUUGCCCCCGGCAACCCGCCGCAUCGACCAGACCAGCCCCUCAAAGCGAGAUGACUCUCUGCCAGUCAAACGCAAGCCUCUGCCCAAGCCGCGGCCCACGCCCCGGUCGCCGCGAUCGUUCAGCUUCGACCUCCCCUCCGCCUCCGCCUGCGGGUUCGGAGGCUUCAGCGAGGACGAGGGCUGGACGCGGCGACGCAGCGAGAGGAUCUUCCUCCACGAUGCCACCACCUCAGCCAGUCCGAUGCCCGCGUCGGCCUCCGCUUCCACCAGUCAGAGCUCCUCCUCCAGCUCAGCCCCACCUCUGACCCCGAAGCCAGCCUCCAGACCCAAAGCCUCUCCGCCCAGCAGAGAGGGGAAAGAUGUGGUCAAACAGAAAAAGAAGCUGAAGGACUCUCCUCUGCCCGUGAGCCCGUCCACUCUGUGCAGUCCAAUCACCGGCACCCCUGCGCCCCUGAGCCUCAGCCCGGCUCGCAAGAGCCAACAAAAAGCCAAGACCAAGGCCAGAGAGCCUUCCAGAGGAGCAGUGAGCCGGCUGAUGGAGAGCAUGGCGGCAGAUGAAGACUUUGAGCCCAACCAGGACAGCAGCUUCAGCGAAGACGAACUCGUCCCAACGCGCAGCAACAGCGUAUCGGAGAGGUCCUCCACACCUGCUCCAGUGCAGUGUGUGUUGGAUAAGGAUUCUCUGGUGGACGGACUCAGAGUUUUGAUCCCGAUGGACGACCAGCUAUUGUACGCAGGACAUGUGAACACUGUACACUCCCCUGACAUAUACAGUGUGGUGGUGGAGGGGGAGAGAGGGAACCGACCACACAUCUACUGCUUAGAACAACUGCUGCAGGAGGCUAUCAUCGAUGUGAAGCCUCCGUCCGUGCGCUACCUCCCAGAGGGCACCCGCAUCGCUGCCUACUGGAGCCAGCAGUACCGCUGCCUGUACCCCGGCACUGUUGUCAACGGAAGUUCAGAUAUUGACGAGAAUGAUGAUCUCAUCACCGUGGAGUUCGACGAUGGCGACACAGGCCGCAUCCCCCUCUCCCACAUCAGGCUGCUGCCGCCAGACUACAAGAUCCACUGCGCUGAGCCGUCCCCUGCGCUGCUCGUGGCCAGCUGCUCCAGGAGGCGAGUCCGCAAAUGCAGCAAAGAGGGCAAAGACGCGGGACCAAAGCCAGAGGAGACCGCUCCCAAGAUCAAAGGAAAACCUGGUCGCAAACCCAAACCCAAACCAGAGACCUCUAUGAACCCAGAUGGCCGAGAGAAAACCGAUCAUCCAUCCUCCUCCACCCAGCCUGCAGAGAGACCCCCGGCUCCAGCCAAGCCCUCCCAGGACAGGACCUCCUCUGUCCAGAAGGCAGCUCAGGAGAAGCCCCGGCCUGCUUCCCGGCCAACAAUGGGAACCCAGGCCAAACCAGGCCGCAAGAGCUCCGCCACGUCUCCCGCUAGUAGCCCUACCCUUCCCAACCCAAUCCCCAGGAAGGCCAGCUCAGGCCAGUCUCCCGCUCCUAAACCCGCCCGCGCACUCCCUCCCUCCCUCUACCCCUCCACCUAUGGAAAAGUCCUGACUGUGGAUCUGUACAGCGAGCCCAACCUCAGCUCAUACAACAACCAGCGCAGAGACCGAGAGAUUAGCAGCAGUGUCAGUCCCACCAACAACAGACCAAUGUGCAGACCCAAUAUGGCGACAUCAUCCGCUGCACCCAAGCCGAGUGCUUCGUCCACACCCAGACCAACCUCUGCCUCCUCAUCCAAAACCAAACCCUCCUCGGAGCAUCACAGACCCAGCCACAGUGCUGGACUCAUCCCCAGCCCCAUCUCCAGGCUGUCAACGGGCAAACCCGGCUCUUCGCUGACUUCCAGACCUUCCUCAUCUUCGUUGUCGUCAUCAUCUGCCCCUAGACCCAAACUGAAGAUGCCGUCUGACCAGCUUUCCUCCAGACCCAGCACCAUCUCCAGGCCCAAGCCCAGCCCGGGGCAAAGUGACGUGGGCUCGGUGGUGAGACGCAAGCCCCUGUCUGCGGAGCCCCUCGUGAAGCUCGACCAUGAAGGCGUCACCUCCCCCAAGACCAAGAAGACCAAGGCUCUGAUGUUACUAGAGGGUCGGGGCGUCAGAGGAGAUCACACCCCCAUCACCACAGCCACAGCCAAUCAGAAACUGCUAAAAGCCAAACCGCUGAGAGCUCUGGAUAGAGGCCUGCCCGAGAAAGACUACAAAGCGCCGAUGCUGGCUAAGGAGAAGGCAGAAGGUCGCGGCAGUGCUGCCAGAGGACAGGGGAUGGACACAAGAGAGGAGAAAGGUAAAAGAGAGGAGAGGAAGGAGGUGGAGAAAAGAGAGGAGAGGAAGAUGAAAGAGGAAUCUCAGAGUAGCAGCAGCUCAGAGUCAGAGGAAGAACGGGAGAAAGGGAAGAUGAAGAAAAAGAAGAAAUGCACCUCAAGUUGCUCGUCCUCCUCUUCAUCCUGCUCCGGUUCCUCCUCGUCUUCUUCGUCCUCGUCCUCUUCAUCGUCCUCUUCGUCCACUGAUGACUCUUCCUGCAGCUCAGAUGAAGAGAGGACUCCCACUUCUCCACAAGGCCCCGUCACCCCACCUCCAGUACAGGACAAACCCAAAGAAGAAAAUAAAGAAGGAGAGGAGGAAGAGGGGAAGGAUGAGGUGGAGGUAAAAGUGGAAGAAGAAGAGCUGUCUCGUCUCUCACCAUCUUCCUCUCCUUCGACCUCUCCGACUCCGUCUGCUCCCGCUAAACCAGCCACGGGGAAGGGCUCUGGGCAAAGGGGCCGUCCUCCGAAACCAAAGCCCAGCGGAGGAGAGGGGAAGGUGGGGAGACCGAAGCGGAGAGAGGGGGUCCACCUCCCCACGACCAAGGAGCUGGCUAAACGUCAGAGGCUUCCCAGUGUGGAGAACAGGCCCAAAAUCUCUGCUUUCCUUCCAGCCAGACAGCUCUGGAAGUGGUUUGGAAAACCCACUCAGAGACGUGGUAUGAAGGGCAAGGCCAAGAAGCUCUUCUAUAAGGCUAUUGUGCGUGGCCGAGAGAUGAUCCGCAUCGGUGACUGCGCUGUGUUCCUGUCUGCCGGUCGGCCCAACUUGCCCUUCAUCGGCCGCAUCCAGAGCAUGUGGGAGUCGUGGGGCAGCAACAUGGUGGUCAGGGUCAACUGGUUCUAUCAUCCAGAGGAGACAAACCCCGGCAAGAAACUUACCGACAAGAAGAACUGGGACCAGAUGUGUGGUCAGUCUUUACCAGCAGCUCUGCACUCUUCUAUCCAGAGGAAAGACUUCAUGGAGCGCGCCCUCUACCAGUCGUCUCACAGCGACGAGAACGACGUGCAGACGGUCAGUCACAAGUGCCUGGUGGUCAGCGUGGAGGAGUACGAGCAGAUGACCCACACGCGUCGCUACGCCGACAGCGAGGACCUCUACUACCUGGCCGGCACCUACGAACCCACCACCGGCAUGAUCUUCAACACUGACGGAGUCCCGGUCAUCUGCUGAACAAACAAAAGAAAAAAACUCCCCACGAGUUGCUGAAACCAGAUCAAGGCCCGACUCGCCGCCGAGUCAGACAGCGACCGGUCUUUUCCAAGUCUAAUCACUGAUCUUCAUGAUGGAUCUUUCAAUGAACUCAACCGCUCCGACACAAUAACACACUUCAGACUGGACUGUCUUGAGCAGCUUCUACUACAGAGACGGGAGACACUAGAGAGACAGUAUUACACGGAACACGUCUCCUGAAAAACCUUUGCACACACAGACCCCCAUCAAACUAUUUCACUUGUUAGUGUUCAUGGGAAAAGCUUCUGAACACACACACAAGCACUUCAGUCCCCUUUUACAUGUAAAUAUCUGCAUAAACACACACACACACACACAUGCACAGACAUGUAAAUACGCCCCUCCAUGUAAUACACACACACAGUUAUAUAGAGGAAAAUAUGAGUGUUUUAUUUUCAUGUAAUAGAUUUAUGUCAGAGUACUUUUUUCUAAAGAGGUAAACAGCCGAGAAGCUUUAAUGAACUGUGAAUGAUGAUACAGGAGAGAGGACCGCGUCUGUCUGUCCGUCCUCCCUCUGCACUGGCAGGACGGAUGGACAGAAAGACGGACGCAGGCGGCGGUGAUGUGACGUUGUGAUUAUGAUGUUGCAGUGGUGAUGUUACAGGUCAUGUUACAGUCAUGUAAAUGUAUCUACAGAACAGCAGGAGCGACAGACCGAGAAAGAGACGCACAGUCCCAACAGAGAGCACUUAAAUAAAUAAAAAAAACACUUAAAGUCUAUCCUCCUUUAAUUUAACCCCUUUGAGUCACCGUGACAAUCCUAAUUCGGGCAGGCUGUCCAAACUGUCCCGUGUGCUACUAAAACUUCUUGACUCCCCCAGAGACUCAGGCUUAAAGAGAGAGGAAGGAAUCUUGUACUAUUAAAAGCACUUCCCAUUUUCAUCUUUGAGUUUCUUAUCUUGAAGGAAAGAUCCACCCAGAGAACACGUAAACACUAUGAAACCAGUUCAUGUCGAUGUAUCUCUUAUGUAGUCGCUCGCCCAUUUUUGCACUGAGGUUGAGCAACAACAACAGUGCGAAAUGGAUCCCAGAGGAUGUAGAGACACCAGUUUCAAUUCAUUCAGUGACUGGUUGAUGUUGAAAAGCAUACUGGGAAACGUAGGACAAAAAUGGGUAACCAAGAAAAGUAAACCAUAACACUUGAUCACAAAGUGACUCCGUGAAUGCACUGAACAAGUUGAUGUAUUGACAGUGUUGGGGUCCUAAAGGGUGGAUUUGUCCUUUUUAUUUAUUUAUUUUAUUUUAUUUUAAGGUGUUUUCAGGGUUGUAAACAUUGCAGUCGGUCGAAGAUGCAUUAAGGUCUAUGCACUGAUUACAUCAUGAACAUAAUUUCAUUUUGACAAUAUCUUCCACAGAUUUGCUUUUGUUCAUUCGUCUUGGCUGCAUUGUUUCAACCUCUAAAUGUCCUGUGUUAGAUUUUAUUUUGAGUUUGCUUCUGCUGUUUUAUGGACCUCUAUCUUACCCCGUUCGAUCAGCCCCUCCAGGCAAUCAUCUUAGACGUGAGUGCACUUUGAAUGAGCUCCGCUGCA
This is a messenger RNA of Perca fluviatilis (European perch), 12083 nucleotides long. It is a transcript of the gene tnrc18, whose product is annotated as trinucleotide repeat containing 18. The record is from RefSeq and is a predicted model, not a curated record. Gene Ontology annotation, molecular function: chromatin binding. Bases 1327 to 10494 code for a protein of 3055 amino acids. The transcript has 29 exons. Lineage: Eukaryota; Metazoa; Chordata; Actinopteri; Perciformes; Percidae.